AUGGAACCAGCUUCGCAGCCCCAGCCGGUCCAAGCACCAUACUCUCGGAUCCGCCGCGCGGUCUCGCGGCCCUGGGACUUCCUCAAAGCUCACCUCCGUCCCGUUUGCCAAUACGUCCGCCGGCACUUCACCCGCCCCAGCGCCUCCGACGACGCGGCGCGCGCCCUCGCCCUCGCCCGCCGCCAAGCCCACCUGCAGGUGCUGCGGGCCAACUUCCGCCCCGACGUCGUGCAGAGCCUGCAGGAGACACCGUGGCUCGCGGCGCACCUCGCUGCCGGUGGGGAGGGCGCGUGGGACGAGAGCCAGCGGACGUUCCCGGACCGCGUGGCGGGCCACGUCCUCACGCGCCUGCAGAUGCACAACUUUAACUUUGUCGAGAGGGGGCAGGUGAAUCUGCCGGCGCGGUCGGUGCGCCACCUGGAGUCGAUCAUGGAGCUUGUCUUUGUGGACGAGGUUGCGAGGAAGAUGGCGGUGACGAUGCGGGAGGCGCGGGUGGAUCCUGAGGGACCUAGCUGGUGGUGGGUUUUCAGGCAUAGGACUGUUGCGGAGUGGUUGAGGGCUCCCCAGGUCAAGCUGCGUGGUAACUUGUCCAAGGGGAGGACCAUUCGUCAAGUCCACUUCAGGGGAAGGACCAUUCUUGAAGCACUGGAAAGCGCUGGCAUCGCGGGCGAGUUCAGUGAAUGGUACGAUCUGACCGCUGGUAUCAGGGUUCCUGACGCCUCACCCCCGAAUACCUGGAUGCUGGCAAUGGCGAGGAACUUGUGCAUCUACAACGGAACUGCGAAUGCCUAUAUCUACGAGCGCGACAACUGGCCGGACUGGUUCACUGGAUUGAAAUCCGCCGCUCUCUCCGCCGAAAUGGCACAGAUGGUGUUCGGAUGGCAACCCGCAAGUCUUUACAAGGUCCAGCCCCUUGAGGUCGCUUUUGUGGGCUUCAACAUCAGCGGCCCCGUAGACCAGAAAACCCUCAAGUAUGGGAGAAGUAUUCUCUUCGAAGUCGAGCCGCCGCGUCGCUUGGCCUCUUGCAGAGACCACAUUAAGAAGUCAGACCCCUUCUCCGCCAUGAAGAAGUGA
Colletotrichum siamense is the source of this 1074-nucleotide messenger RNA. RefSeq lists its product as uncharacterized. The coding region runs from base 1 to 1074 and encodes 357 amino acids. The record is from RefSeq and is a predicted model, not a curated record. NCBI's taxonomy places the organism in Eukaryota, Fungi, Ascomycota, Sordariomycetes, Glomerellales, Glomerellaceae. The transcript is spliced from 3 exons.